AUGUCUGUCUACGCUAAAGACUCUUGUGAGUAUGGUCUCUUCCCAUCUCCAGUCCGCAAGUCCCUCAUCAGCAGCAUCACACGCAUGAUCGACAGUUCCCUGCUCAGUGCUGGGGAUGAUCCCUUCAUUUCAGACCCCGGACCUAGCUCUGAGCUUCCUGCGACGCUUUCUCUAUACAAGUUCCCCCCAGACACCAAAGAGAACAAAAAUGGGCGUCUCUUUCCCUCGCCUCUCAGAAUCAGAAAGCCCUCUGUUGAUAUCACAACCUCCAGCAACGCUGCUGCAACAACCAAAGAUCACACAAGCAAGUCAAUCCUUCGGUCAGAAUUCUCAAAUAGAUCCCUUCCACCUCCGCUGCCGCUCAGGAUUGUUUCCGCCAGUCGUCUAAACACCGAUAACCAGCGGCCAAAUAAUGCUUUUCUGCCAAAGCCUUUUCUUUCUAAACACACCAACACAAAUACCACAAAGGCGCAGAAGAUUACAAGCAAGCAUUGUGAACCAAUAUCUUUUGCUGGUGCGCCAGUGAUCUCCCGGUUCAACAAUAACAUCGAGUUCCUGCGGUCUCAGAUUACUUCAAGUAUUACUUCACUGCAAUCCCAAGUCGAUCACAUCACGGAGCUGCAGCAGACCCGUCGUGCCCGAAACAUGCAACGCUGUGCAUCGUUCUGGACAUUCAGCCCUGUGACUCAGCAUGAUUUAUCUGACCAAAUGGAGGAUGAUGGCUGUGAAAAGAUAGUGGACUACUUUGGGCAGCCGCUGCGGAAGGAGAGCAAAGAACAGCGCAUCACCCGCCUCCGGGCCGAAGGCUGGCGUACGGUUGGAUUACGCUCUUAUCGUAGUACUUGGAAGGGUGCCGAGUAUUAUCAGGAGUACUGCAAUGCUGUUUUGGAUGAGCUUUACCUGGAUUCGUGA
Penicillium riverlandense is the source of this 912-nucleotide messenger RNA. RefSeq lists its product as uncharacterized. The transcript has a single exon. The record is from RefSeq and is a predicted model, not a curated record. NCBI's taxonomy places the organism in Eukaryota, Fungi, Ascomycota, Eurotiomycetes, Eurotiales, Aspergillaceae. The coding region runs from base 1 to 912 and encodes 303 amino acids.